GCAACAGCUUCGCAACAUGGAUAUUCUCAAGCUGCUCUCGAGGUCGACCAAGCAGACUACGAGAACCAGAAAAGAUGCGCCGUCAACCAAAUUGCCAUCCGCUGGCACCUCUGCGAACCCUCAACUGUUCUACGAUGCGAUACCAGAAGCUCGAGGAAAGAAAAGAAAGCGUGGCAGAGAAACAGAGCAAGUUCAGGCGCAGGAUGAAGCGGAAAGUAACGUAAACUUCUUCGAGGAAAAGGCGUCUGUGUCGAAGGAAAAGAAAUCUCCUGCUCCAAAGCUUGCCACGAAGUCAGAGUCGAAGACCGACAUUGUAGCAGAAUUACUUGAUGAAGGAGAAUGUCGCCAACUCCUGCGAUCCCACAGAUUGAAGGCUACUCUCCUGCCGUCGAACAAGCCAGCCAAAGUGAUCAAGAAGUCCAAAAAGAAGAAGAAGGCCGUGGAAUCAACAAAGAAGGAGGAAUACAAACAGAUAUAUCCCCAACCGUUAGUCGCAUUCAAGGAUUUACGGAGCACCUAUGGGAUCUCUGGUCGCAUGGCAGAGAACCUGGUACAGCAAGGAUACAAGAUUCCAACAGAAGUACAAAUGGGAAGCUUGCCACUUCUGCUGCGGCCGAAGAUUGCCUUGGGAGAGUCCAUCAACGAGGUGGAGGAUGCCAAUGGAGAGAUCCAUGUUGAUUUACUAGCUGUGGCACCUACUGGAAGUGGGAAAACCUUGGCUUUCUUGAUACCAAUUGUGGAUCAGAUCAUGCAACGAAGAAGAGCCAGCGAGGCUAAAGAACAUGUCCUUGAAGCUAUCGUCGUAGCACCGACCAAAGAACUGGCUACACAGAUUGUCAACGAAGCGAAGAAACUGAGUCCGGGGACUGGAGUAAAAGUUGUGGGGAUGCGUAAAGGUAUGAGGAUCACAAAAGAGGAUGAUCAGGAACAGGACGAGAGUUCAGGUGACGAGGGAGAAGACGAAGAAGAUGAUGAUGGAGAAGAUGCUGAGAAGCCCAGGAAGAGGACGUCACAACCUGCUGUGAAAGCUGAUAUUAUGGUCUCAACUCCUGGCCUUCUCUUCAGUGCUUUGUCAACGGACUUGGCCCAGCCUGCAUCAUUGCCGACAACUCGCACGCUUGUCCUCGACGAAGCAGACGUUCUCCUUGAUCCCCUAUUUCGAGACCAAACACUUGGAGUCUGGAACUCGUGCACGAAUCCUGAGCUUCGUGUCACGCUGUGGUCUGCGACUAUGGGUUCGAACAUAGAAUCACUUGCCUCAUCUACCAUUCAGUCUCGUCGCUCACGCCUUGACCUAGCACCUACAUCCCAUAUCAUCCGACUCGUAGUUGGACUCAAAGAUUCCGCCAUUCCCAAUAUUACCCACCGUUUAGUCUAUGCAGCUACGGAGCCUGGAAAAUUGAUCGCUCUACGACAACUACUCCAUCCGACUGCGAAGUCUACUGAUGCAACACAAUCACUUCGUCCUCCUUUUCUAGUCUUCACACAAACUAUUCCCCGCGCAGUGGCUUUACACUCCGAACUCCUCUACGACAUCCCUUCAGAAGCAGGCGGCUCUACCCGUAUUGCUGUCCUCCAUGCCGAGCUCUCGGAUACCGCUCGCUCGACGAUCAUGACCCGGUUCCGAAACGGCGAGAUCUGGAUCUUGAUCACUACCGAUAUUUUGUCCCGUGGUGUCGACUUCCGCGGUAUAAACGGAGUAGUGAAUUACGACGUGCCAAAUUCAGGAGCAGCGUACAUCCAUCGUGUUGGGCGUACUGGACGAGCCGGUAGGGAGGGAGGAGUAGCUGUCACAUUCUAUACGAAGGAAGACAUUCCAUACGUGAAAGCGGUCGCGAAUAUCAUUGCUGCGAGUGAAAAGGCUGCUGGAAAAGGAGAGAGUGAGGCAGGCAUGAAGAGAUGGUUGCUAGAUGCACUGCCAACGCCGAGCAAGCAGGAGAAGAAGAAACUGAAGCUACACGGCGUUGAGGCUAGGAGGGGUGGAUUAGGAGAAAAGAAUAAAGAGGGAAAUGUCAAGGGAAAAUGGAAAUCGCAGAUUAGUACGAAGAGUGGAUAUGAGCGGAAGUUGGAGCAUAACAGGAAGGGAGCUAUUCAGGGGAGUAGAAGAAGGAUGUUGGAGGCUGAGAAGGAAGAACAGAAUGGUGAAGACAGUGAAUGGGGUGGGAUUGAUGAGUAAAUACAGGAUGUUUGUCGUUGAUUGGAUCAGCAGGCGCAAUCGUGGUACCCAUUUCGUUAUUCUGCC
Messenger RNA from Mollisia scopiformis, 2242 nucleotides. RefSeq names its product P-loop containing nucleoside triphosphate hydrolase protein. Gene Ontology annotation, cellular component: 90S preribosome. Gene Ontology annotation, molecular function: RNA helicase activity; nucleic acid binding; ATP binding. Gene Ontology annotation, biological process: maturation of SSU-rRNA. The coding region runs from base 17 to 2176 and encodes 719 amino acids. Lineage: Eukaryota; Fungi; Ascomycota; Leotiomycetes; Helotiales; Mollisiaceae. The record is from RefSeq and is a predicted model, not a curated record. The transcript has a single exon.